UUCAUUCAUUGAUUGAUUGAAGACAUCAAUACUGAUAUCAUAUGUCUAUAAUUAUCAUUCAAUUGGUUGUUGUCUUUGAUUUUAUUUGUUUGUUGAAUAUAAUGACACCAUCGAUGACGACCCGAUAAUUGUGGUCACAAUUAUUUUUUUUCUGGUCAUUCAAUCGACGGACAUCAAUACUGAUAUAUCAAUAAUUAUCAUACAAUUUGUUUGUUUAUUGAAUCACACCAUCGAUGACGACCUGAUAAUUGUCAUUCAAUCGGGAGUUUAUCAAUCAAUCAAUCAAUAGAGUGGUAAUUGUUUUAUUGAGACGACUGUCCUCUACUGUCCGCAGCAUUACAUCUACAACAAUGCAAUCAAUGUUGAGUCGAUUGAAGACAACAACGACAUCAACAACAGCGAUAUCAUUGCGAUUAUUAUCGUUUCAAUUGUUUGGCCGACAAAGUGGUGGUAACCGAUUGGUUACAGCGAAAGCAUUACAUACACAUCCAAGUCAUCGACGACAACAACAACAUCAACACCGAGUUAUACCUCAUUGUAUCGAUACAUACGAUGGCAUUCAUAUUUCAGACACUACUCUAAGACAGUUACAGUCAAUGCAUCCAAUUGUUUGUACGCUGAAUAUCAAUCAAUGGAUUGAAGAUAUAAAUCAAGAUAAUUAUGAACUAACAGAUAAUUCAUUGGACACACUAUUGGAUUCACUGAUUAAUACCAAAUAUUUCACAAACAAAACAAUUGAUGACUAUUUCAAUGUUGACUUUGAGGUCAUCGAUGGCAAUGUAUUGACUAUUAAUAAUAAUAAACGUCUAAAUAAAGAUUAUAAUAUCUACGACAAAGACUUGCAAUUUGGUAAUCCAUUUCUUAAACAAAUACUUAAAAACAAAUCUAAAAGAUUUGUUGACGAAAAACCAGUUAACUCAUGGGCUGAAUAUGUUAUACAUACGGUUAAAAACAUUAAUGGUUUCAAUUGUCUGGAUAUAACCCAUAAAAUGCUAAGAUAUCAACUAAAUGAUGGCUACGUCAGGACUAAACCGGACGCACUGGUAGUCGAUUCAGACAACAAUGAAUUAAUUGUAUUAACUGUUGAAACAAAGUCAUACGAUAUGAAUAUCGACGAUAAGGACAGUACCGCACAAUUGAUAGGUCAGAUGGUGGCCGUCGGCCAAAAUAACUUAAGAAUUACACAAAAAGCCAGUAUUAGAGUAUAUGGAGUACUCGUUGUUUCAAAUCUUUGGUUUUUUUAUUCAACUAAUAUUACGAAAGAGUAUUUGAAUGAAUUGUCGACAAAAAGAUUUAUGAAUAAAUCAAAUAAGCGAUUAAUAGUCUAUUCAUCUAAUAAUGGUUUUGCAUUUGAUUAUUGUCUUAUUGAUGAUAGGAUUCAAUUGAUUAGUAAUAUUAUUGCAAUAUUAGCGGAAAAUACCAAAUUUAAUGACAACAAUAGUAGUAGUAGUAGUAGUAGUAGUAGUAGUAGUAGUAGUAGUAGUAGUAGUAGUAGUAGUAGUAGUAGUAGUAGUAGUAGUAGUAGUAGUAGUAGUGAUGUCGUUGUCUCAGACGAUACGGUUCGCAAAGAGACCGUCGAUGACGGCAAACCUGUGUUGACCUCAUAUUUAUCGACGGCAUCGGAAAGUUCGGGACUCAAUCUAAUUGAUGACACAAUCGAUACCGAAUCGCUUGAGCCGAUCAAAGACUACGACAAUGAUAUCGAUGACGGAAAGUAUGUUUCAAGUGUAACGAUUGGGGGUUACGAUUGCAGUAACGAUAGGCUCGAACCAGGCCUACAAACAACCGCCGCCGGCACCGAAAAAAAAACUGACAAACGAGUUGCCGGAGAGUCACAAACAACUGGUCAUAUGUGUGGCGCCGAUGUGUUGGUCCAACCGAUAGGUAAGCGACCACCAGAUCUCAAACCAUCGGCCUCUGGAUUUCAUUAAUAGUUUCCGCCAAUUGGACAGUCGUUUUUGUAGACCAAUCGGUCGGCAAUUAUGUGUAGACAUGAGUAGUAGUAUUACUUGAUUUUAGUCGACAAUGUAGUCGUUGUUGACAUUUGAUUGAAAUUUUGAUUAAAAGAUUUUUUGUUUUGUUUUUUUUAAAUUGAAUUUAUAGUACCGAAAUAGACCCGCAUAUAGCCCCCACCCCUCCCUGGAACUAUAUAUGAAGUCGUGGGGGAGUGAGGGGGGGGUUUAGUGGGUUAUAUGUAUGAGUGCUGUAUAAUGGCAAUGACUUAAACUAUUUUUAAAGCCCAGAAUUAAUAUCAAAUAAAUGUUAAAAUAGUUUUAAAAUUUUUAUAAUUAAUUAAAUUUAUUAAUA
Oppia nitens is the source of this 2307-nucleotide messenger RNA. RefSeq lists its product as uncharacterized. NCBI's taxonomy places the organism in Eukaryota, Metazoa, Arthropoda, Arachnida, Sarcoptiformes, Oppiidae. The record is from RefSeq and is a predicted model, not a curated record. The transcript has 5 exons. Bases 351 to 1931 code for a protein of 526 amino acids.